AGGUUGGACAGCAUUUGGACUUGGAAUGAAACACUAAGAGGUUACAUUCAUGGAAAACCAACAAGAUAAGGCUGUUGUUGCCUCAGCCAGUGGAGAAAACACUCUGAAUAAUGGGGUCAAAGAAAAUGACUCAGAGAACCAGGAUAUGGCAAUGAAGUCAUUUGCAGCUCUAGAGGCUGCUGCACCUGUACAGCCUAUACCCAUGGUUCAAAAAGAGACCCUGAUGUAUCCCAGGGGUCUCUUGCCUCUGCCCUCCAAGAAACCCUGUAUGCAGAGUCCUCCCUCUCCUUUGGACCUGAUUGAAGCACCUGAGCAUGCUGCUAAUAGUGCUUCUGUGAAUGCCAUCUCCCUUACAUCUGGUGUUGGAAAAGGCCUAAACACAUGGUCACUGCCCAAUGAGUGUGAGAAAGCUUCAUUUGCCAUAAUGGAGCCUGCAGGCUUGUCAGCUCUGAAUGGGGACUGCCUCAUGCAGCCAAGCCGGACUUGCUUGGGCUGCUUCAUGGAAUCUAAGGAUACAGUAGAUCCUGAGCCAGGGAUCAGUCUAAAAGUUGGUGAUCUAAAUAGGGAUUAUGAAACUUGUGCAGUCUCUGAUAUAGGGAUUCAGUGUAUUAAUGCUGGAGAAAAUAUGAAAUACGGAGAGCAGCUGCUCUCAGACCAGCUUCUCGGCUUCCCCUUACACAAAUCAAGGGCAGGAGAUAGACGAGAAGUUGAGAAACCUGACAUCGACUUGGAGGAUCCAGCUCAGAAAAGUUAUUAUGAGGCAUUACUGUUAGAUAAGUGCAACACGGAAGAAGCUUUGCUGGCGAAUUCCAAUCAAGAUUGGGGUUACUUUGAGACUUUUAUUAGUGAGAGUAAGAUUGAACUUCUUGACCUAUGUUCUAAGAAUGAGCUGUCUGUCAACCUAUUCUCUGAAGAAGAUGUGGAUAACUACAUGUUUGAUGAUGAUGAGUCAACACUGGGCAGUGAUGUCUGCUCCUUGAAAAUUCGAUAUGAGUCCUUCCAGGACAAUGUCCGAGACAAGACUACCCUUCUGAUGCAGGAGGAUGCACAAUUCAACUUUUUCCCCAGUGUAUUUACUACCUGCUCCAAGCGGGAGUGUAAAAGUGGGGCCCUGAAGCAGAACAGCGAUCUUUCCCAAUUCAAGGUCCCUGAUGUGAGCAUCAUCUGGGGAGAGGAAGAUAAAAAUCUAGACAAAAAGAAAGGCAAAGGAGAAGGGCAGGAAAAUAAAGAUGUAGAGAAAAAUGAUGGAAAGGAAAAUGGAGAAAAAUCUGCCUUAAAUAAACCAUGCAGUGGGACUGAGGAAGGGCAAUUUAAGAAUCCAAAACAAGGCCAUCUUGCCAAUUCCUUGGAGUCAUCAGGGAAUUUCAGUGAUGACAGUUCCUUCAUUGAAGUCUCUUAUGAUGCCAUGGGAGAGAUCAAAGACUGUAGCCGCUAUAUGGCUCGGGAUAAUAAUUCUGGUGGCUCUUCCACCCAGCAGAACUAUGGGCUGCGAGUAAAGAGAAAAGUCAGGUACAGUGAAGAUUAUCUAUAUGAUGUUGACUCACUAGAGGGUGAAAAAGUAAAUGAGAGGAAGGAAUGGAUUCCAGGUGGUUCCAAAGAAGAAGAUGAUGAUGAAUGGUGUCCCAAGAAGAGAAGAAAAGUAACCCGGAAAGAGCCCCCUGUUAUUAUCAAAUACAUCAUCAUCAAUCGCUUUAAAGGUGAGAAGAACAUGCUAGUAAAGUUGGGUAGGGUGGAUGCUAGUGAGACAACAGUGAAUUUGAGUGAGCAUCAGCUAAACAAAUAUGCCAAGCUGGCGCCCUUGAAGGGCUUCUGGCAGAAGAAGAAGAAGCAGAGAAACAGCAGCACAGACUCCAACAAGACACACUUAUGCCCAAAGCAAAUCUUUGAAUCAGGUAGCUUUGAGGUGUCAUUCCUGCCACCUGCUCGCAAACGAAAAUGUAAACUUGGAAACAGGCACAGGAUUCAAAGAAUCCCAUCCAUGGAAACUUCAGCAAGUGCUAAGCAAAUUUCAUUCUACAGUGAUCAGAGGCAAGCUAUUAGUCUUAAAGAAGAUGGAAGCCUGAAAGAUGCACAGAAAUCACCCCCUCUGGCUGCUCCCAGCUGUGCAAAUGGAUCACAUUUAAAUAACAUCACAAGCCCUGACUCAAUGAAAUUCAAAGCCCAAGAUGCAGAAUUUAAGGGGCCAGAGAGGAAAGUGCUCAACAAAAUCAAAUUUAAAAGUGAAGCCAAAUUAAAAUCUAAGAAAAUCAAAGCUGGGCAAGAAAGCAAGCCAGUUGUUCAAAUGAGUCCACUUUUGGAAGACAGAUCCUCCAAGACUAAUUUAAAUAAUGACGCUAUUCCUGGGACCUCAAACAGUUCCCAUCUAUCUGAAUUUUGUGAGGCAAAGGCCUCUAAGAAUUCUACUUUCCUACCAACAACCUGCUCUUCUGAAAUGCCUCUAUCAUCUGCUAAUGUUACCACCAAUAUACCUGUUAUCCCUGGAGGGUAUCUACAGACAUUGUUAGAUGCUUCUGACUUGUCAAAUAAUAGUGCUAUCUCAUACUUCACUCACCAUUCCUCAGAACAAAAUGAAGGCAGCCUCACUCAUACAGAAAAAUCGUUUGUACCUCUCCAACCUGACCAGGACUGUGUGCUUUCCUCACCUUCUGAGUCUGAGCUACAGCAGUCAUCCCAAAACUUCAAAAUAGAAUCAAGCAACUAUGGAAAUAUGUGGCCCAACAAGCCUACUUCUGGUCCCCAGGAAUUCAUAGCUGAAGUCUCAAGGGAGACAGCCCCAACCCAAUCCAGUGAAUUUGGAGUCUCCCAGGUAGUGUCCAUGGAAAAUAACCUCACAGCUGCGACAUACAAUCCAAUCUGCCUCAAUAGCGGUGAUGGUGGUUGCAACAAGGUCCUAUAUACCUCUGUGCAAGACACCCAUCUUCCAUCUGAUGAGUCUUAUCAAUUAUGUCACUUUAAUAAUGGCGAGCUCUGCUUUCCUUUCCAUCAAGACCCAGUCAAUAUAGAUGAUGGUAGACUAUUUACCUUUGAUUCCAUGGCCCCACUCUCUGUCAAUUCAAGCAAUUAUUGCUCCUUACGCUUGAAGUCCUGUGAAAAGGAUGCUGAUGAGGAUAUCACUGAUAACUUUCUGGCCCAUUGUAGCCCCAAGCUGGUGAUCCAGCAGAGCAUUGAUGAAAUAGCACCACUAAAGGAAUCCACUGAUCUCCUGGAUAUCUCCAACUUCACUCCUGACAAAUUCCGCCACUCUUCCCUCUCAGAGAUGUCCCCACCAGACACCCCCAGUAUUUCCCCUCAAAUUACCAGAUGUGACAGUACAAAGACGCUAGGAACACUGAAGGGAUUCCAAGAGGGUGUCCCAGGAUCACUGAGCAAUAUGGACACGAUCAAGUGGGACUGCACUACCCUUCCACAGCAAGUCCAAGUAGAGGAUGGAUUUUCUUUAAAUAGUCAUCAGUUUCAGUUCCAUAUGUUCAAUGAUGAUGAUUCUGUCAGCCUGCUCCAAAAAAACCCUUGCUUAUCAACAUUUGAUGAUCCAUCUGAUAAAAUGAAUGCCAACAACAAAGUGCUGAAAUCAAGAAAGAAAAGUUUUCCCAACAAGAGUGGGUCUGUGAAUCAAAGCUCUUCUCAGAAAAACACCAGGAAAAAAUCCCCCAAAACCACCACCAAAGGGAUUGAAAAGCCAUCUGGUAAAACCUUCCGCCAGAUCCCUAAGUCAAUAAAGAAAGGGAAAUACAUAGCUGGAAUCAAUGGAGAGAAAAUGCAAAUUGGCAUUGGCCAUGAGAGAGGUCAAAUCAACAGCCUAUGCUCCACAGGGAAGACACUAACCGAAUGUAUCCAACAUAGUGGUCUUGGGGCCUCUAUGAAGAUGCCAAAUCAGAAGGGACUUUCUGGAGGUUGGGCUUUGGGUAAAGACAGCAGCCCAGGCUGGAGCAACAUGAGCAUGGGCACCAACACCAACAGCCUCCUAGAUGAUGACCAGCGGGAGUUUCAGGAGCCUUCUUAUAUCUUGUCCAACAUUGCCUCUGGUAUGGCAGAUGUGCAGAGAUUCAUGAUGGCCUCCAUAGAGCCCCUAUGGGAGCCCACACAGCACCAUGGGGACCCCAACAUAUUCUAUUCCCCUGAGUCCAAUAGUCUAAAAUUAAAAACCCUCAAAAUAUUGGCUGGAACACCACAGGAAUCUAAGAAAAAAGUCAACAGUGGGUCACCAGGAGCCACUAAGAAUCACAGGUCUAUCAAGGGUGUGAGUAAAAGCAAUGGGAAAGCAGCAGUAGGUGAUCCUGGUGGUGCACACAUGCCUGGUUAUAAUGAGGACUCUCAAUCUGCCUUCUUUGAUAAAAAGUGUAAUAACCUGAGUACUUUCAGUAAUAAUGGACCAACACACAAAAAGUUAUAUCGUCACAAAUCCAGCACCAAGGCCCUGAGAGAUGAGAAGUGUAAAGGAAAGCGUGUGGAGCGAGAACUGGUCCAAAAGGAUGAGGCUGGGACAGCUUCUUUUGAAAAACUGAGGGAUUCCGACUACAAUCUCCUAAAAGCAGAAACAGCAUUUUGGGUUUUACCUGUAUUUGAAGAAGAGGCUCACAUUUUCCAGAAAGACAUUUGAUGUUUCUAUUUUAUUUCUUUAAAAAUAUACCUUGUGGUAUGUAUGUUGACGUGUAAGUGCUUAAAGAAAAGAAUUUUAAAGUGUGAGAAUAAGUCUUUGAAAGCAAACUUUAAUCUGAUAUUCUUUGUAAAAGACUUUAAAAGUCACACAGUUGCACAAGAAGUUUAUGCACUAUUAACCCAAGGGGGGAAAAGGCAAACAUUGUGCCAAACUACAAACAAGUGACUCUAUUGUAUAUAUUUUUACUUCUGUCAACAUUUGGUUGUGAGUAUUUGGGGAGCUUAUCCCUGUUGAUUUACUAGAAAUAUCCCAGUGAUUCUUGCUAUUAACCACCCCACUUAUGUGGAUAGCACCUAUAGAUCACAGUGGAAACAUAUGUUGUGCUACACAAUUUACCAAAACUUAAAAAUGCUGUUUGAGAUGUGCCAAAUUUUCUUACCUCAUCUCAUAGAUUCACCCCACAGUUUAAAUAUCAUUAAUGGAUUUUUAAGUAUAUUAUAUAUGUGCAUACAUACAUUAUUUAAAAUUUUCAUACUCUACUGUACUAUGUGGAAACAUGAAGAAUUAAGCAUGGCACAAUAAAGGUUUGUUUAUUCCAUUUUUGGAGGGUUAAAAUGUCGGAAAAGUCUGGAAGUGAUAACAGCUAAGUCCAUCAGGGACCCAAGUAUAUACAUUUACAGAAUGUUUUAUAAGGAAACUUUAAAGUUUGUUUUCUAAAAGCAAAAUCUGUAGCUGAAAAUUAUUUAAAGUGCAAAGUUAUAUUGCUCAUACUUUAUAUCUCAGUUUUAUAUAUUUUAUAAUAGUCUGGGAUAAAUUAUAAAAUAGCUAUAAAUCAACACUAAUGGUAAAUUAAGUACAUAGAUUGUUUUUAUUUAAAUAGUUUCCUACAUGUUUUAUUCCAGUUUUGUCAAAAGUGCACUAAUAUCAUGGCUUUAGUUGUUCUCUAAGUGCUUAAUCUUGCAAUGCCAAUGUCAUUUAAAGAAAACAUUAAGACAUCUCAGUACAACUCUUAUGGGUUAUGUGUGUGUGUGUGUGUGUGUGUGUGUGUGUGUGUGUGUGUGUGUGUGAUAAAAUGAACAAUUUGUGGUAAUGAUUAAUUUUGAGGCCAUAUACACUUAGUCUGAGGAUGAAUAGUAUUUGAAGCCACGCACUAUACUUAAAUUUCAAUUUAUAUAUGUUUUUGAAAUCACAUUUUUUAUUCAAUCCUACCCCCCCUUUUUAAAUUUCACAGCUCCAACAUCUCUCACUGCUAGCUUUUUUCUUCCCCUUUAUUUACCACUUUACUUCUAACAUUUGAUCUAUUUUCCUUGCACAGUUGAAGGUCUGUGCAUCUGAUGACGGGUGCAUUAUGGCACAGAUGAGAUAAUGGAUGUGAAAGCGCUUUGUAGAUCAUAAAGUGCUAUACAGAUAUAGGGGAUUAAUAUUAUUAAUGUUGUUGGUUGUUGUUGUUGUUAACCUUACUAUUCUUACUAAUACUGUUACUAACCUAUUAACCUUUAAAUAUAUAGGCUAUGGGUGGGAGGGUGGAGACUAGUGGGUGGGAGAAAGGGGAAUUUAAAAAAGGGGGGAAGAUGUUUAAAAGGAAAUUUUAAGCAAAAUAUGAAUCUACCUAGUUAUUGCCACCUAACAGAGAAGAAACAUUUGAAAGUAGUCAGAAAUGGAAGGAAGCCUGUCACAUGUAUUAAUAUACACACUUCCCAGUCCAUUUAUUUUUUCACCAGCCUGCUCUACUACUUAUAACUAGGUUGCAAAAUGAACAAGCCUGUGUUCUUGAUGGUGUGAUUGUGUGUGUGUGUAGGGAUGAGUGGGUGAGGAGCAUUUUGUGAAGCUGCUUCAGGGCUGGAAAAUUAUUUACUCAAAAGGCACCAGAUGAAACAUGUCUCCUCCUCUACAGCUGCCAUCCAAAAUGGAAAAUAAUCAAACUGGAACACUUUCUUCUAUUUCUCCACUCUGAUAGCUAGCUGUUUGCACUAAAUUCUAUGGCUGGUUCCUAGGAGCUGGUAUUUGUUUUGGUUUUGUGUGUAUGUGUGGUAGUUUUUUAUAUUUUGCAGCUGAAUUUUGGUUUGGAAUCACCAACUCUGCCUAUUUUGUGAACCCCAAGACUUCAGACUUCAAAAUCACCUGCUGGCAAUUAAAUGAAGAAAUGAAUAAAAUGUUCCAUGAGUACAAUGUGUUUUGUAAAAAAUAACUAUGGGAGCAGUUAUAGUUUUUCUCAGUAUCAGUCCAGCUUUUCAAAAGGGGCUAAGCUGUGGUAGAAGGAAAACCUGAAACUGUUGGAAACAAUUUUCUUGUCAGACCUUGCUAUUAGUCCUUUGGAAUAGAUAAUCUUUCAGUUUCUUCUGUGGACCUCAUUAGGGGCCAAUUCUAUGGCAUGGUUCAUCCCUUUCUCUAAAAAGAAUUUCCAUUUAAAGUGUCUUUUUAUCUUUAUUGUUGAGAGUAUUACAGAUGUCCUCCCAUUUUACCACCUUGUCCCCCAACCUCCCCCCCACAGUUCCCAUCCACCCCAUGCCCUCACCACCUUAUUGUCUGUGUCCAUGGGCAAUGCAUAUGUGCAUAUAAAUUGUUUAGUUAAUCUCUUCCCAGCCCCUCCACCCCCUUCCUUCUGAUAUUCGAAUAUCUGUUCCAUGUUUCCAUGACUCUGGUCCUAUUUUAUUCAUUAUUUUAUUGUGUCCACAUGUAAGUGAGAUCAUGUGAUAUUUGUCUUUCUCUGACUGGCUUAUUUUGCUUAGCUUUUUCUUUAAUUUUUUAUAUGCUCUUAUUGAUUUUAGAAAGAGAAGAAGGAAGAGGGGUAGGGGGAAAGAGAAAAACAAACAUCGAUGUGACAGAAACAUCAACUGGCUGUCUCUUGUAGGCCCCCUACUGGGAAUUGAGCUGCAACCUGGGCUUUUGCCCUGAACUGAAAUCUAACUGGCAACCUUUUGGUGCAUGAGACAUCACUCAACCAACUGAGCCACACCAGCCAGGGCUACAGUGCAAUCUUUUAAUCCCCGAAGCCUGCAUUUCCCAUUUUAUGAAUCAAUCAUAUGAGAUCAAGAUGACAUGCCUGGGUAGAGUGGCCAGAUUUAUGCUUAGCUUUUUUUAUUGGCCUACAGUAUAUUAUAUAAUUUUUAAUAUAUGUAAAUUUUAUUAUUAACAUAUAAAUUAGUGACCUGUAACCACUCUGUAUAAAAAUAUAACAAGAAUCCAAGUUGAGAAAUGAGCAAUAGGGCAAGUCAGAAGAUGCUUAUUCUCUUAAUUAUACUUAAUAUCCCACUCAGUACAUGAUGUUCUGUGUUCUUUAGUUUUUAAAGCUUUGUUGAUCCUGUCUCUCCUCUCACAAUUCUUUUAUUUUUUAAUUUUAACUCACAUUUAUUUUUUUUUUCUGUCACAACAUAGUAAACCUGACUUUUUGGAGAUUUCUUAUUCAAUUAGCUGCCAUAGUGGAGUGAGGACCAAUGAUAUAAAAAUAGUGUUUUGCCCUAACACUGGUAUCUCAAGUCAGAUAUAUGAAAUUUUCCUUGGUCUGAAAUUUCUGAUUGCCAUUACCUAUAAACCUCUCCUUUCUGAGAAGCUGCUUCCUAUUAAUGCCUUCCCAAGUUAAUCCCAUUUAACUUUUACUUUCCUGAACAUGGUAUUCACCCUUAUUCUUCUUACUUAAUCUCAGUCCUUGCUUUAGGAUUUUUUUCUUUUAUAUUCUCAUAUUCCACUUCCCCAAAGUGUCAGAAUAUAAGAACCUUAAUCAGGCUACUUCUGGCAGAAGUUCAAAGAACCUUCUCACUCUUAAUUACCUUUAAUUGCUUUUGCCACUUCCAAAUCUAAUUUUAAACAUGGAGAGAGAGAGAGAGAGAGAGAGAGAGAGAGAGAGAGAGAGAGAGAGAGAGAGAGAGAGAGAAUUAUGUCACAUGACUGAGGAACAUUGGAAACUUUUUAUUUGAAAAUCUGUACAAACAGAUCUGAUCCCCUUUCUAACUUGGUUAGGUGCUUGGUUGGACUGUGUGGAGCAGGGUGUUAAAACAGUGGCCUUGACCAAGGUUCUUCAGGACUUUGGGAUUAUGUUUGGGCUUGAACCAAUGGCCUCUCCAGUGUCUCACACUCCACCUUCCUAUGCUUCCUCCCAGCUUUCUCUUCUGACUUCUUGUUACUCUGCAAUUAUGUGUGAAGGCCUUACUGUUUCCUAAAUGUUUUCAAACCUCCUGCACUAUCUUGAGCAUCACUUCUUUAGCCAUCUCCCUGAAGUCCUUGGUGCUAGGUGGGCUUUUGUGACAACUUUCAUCUUCUCUGAACUUUUUCUUUGCUGGGAUACAACUGUAUGUAUGCUGGGGCGAGGGAGGUAAGUGUGUGUAUAACAGAGAAGCAUAAAAGAUGCUUCACAAGCUGUAAUCAGCUCUGGCAUCCUAUGUUCUGCUUUGUGAGGUUCUGCCAUUUUAGUGAGUUUCCGUUUUAGUGGGUUGUUAUCAACAUUUACUUCCUAAAGCAGAAAAACCAUAUCCAAGGACCUUUUAAUCAAGCUUGCUCUUACCAAGUUGAAUCAGUGUGAUGCAGAUUUACCACAUCUGUAAUUUAUAGAUGCUCUCAGAACAGUUCCAAAAAUUGAAGAGAGCUGAGUUUCUGCACUGAAGAGGAGAAUGGAGCACUAGCUUGUCCUAACUAGUACUAGAACUAGAAAUGUUUGUUUUCUCCUGUAUUAUUGAGAAGUUAUCUAAUUUAAGGAGUUUUGUUUUCAUUUAGGGUUUUUAAUGGCUGCCCACUUCUAUAGAAAUAUGACGUUUUUAUGAAAUAAAAAUAAUAUGAGAUUUCUUUUCUAAUCAUAAAUUCAUUAAGCAAAUCAUUACAUGUAGGAGGUUUAGUACCAAAAUCAAACAUUUUAGUAACAAAUAGGGAUCUUGUCAAUAUAAUGUAGGCCAGGAAUUUUGUAAGUGUCUCAAGUACCUGCAUAAAAAUGAAGAAAAAAUUAGCUGGCUGUUUAAACUUGGGAAACACUGUAAUCUGCUUGAGGGUCCUCAGCCAGCAUAGCAUUAUUUUGAUGAUAGUACUCAGGCUAUCAUUUAAGACACAUUUUUUUUUUUACUCAGAGCAUUAAAUAGUAGCUACAGUCAUGAAGCAAAUUCCCCAUUACAGCUACAUGAUACUUGAGAUGUACUCUUGGUUUCAGAAUUAUAACUAAGAGGUUAAACAUUAGAGAAGGACAAUGUAAAAGAGAGAGGCUUAGUACAAAGUUGAAGGUGAAUGAGGCUUUUAAAAUCAGUAUCUGGGUAAAUACAUACUAACAUUAACACUUAUCAACAGGAGAUAAAAAGGAUGUACAUCCUCUAACAGGCUCACUGAUUUCUGAAUCUUAAAAAGACAUGCCCCUCAAAAAGAAAAAAGGAGAUAUUUAAAUCAUUUUGCCUCUUUGAGAGACACCUAGUUUCAUAGCACAAAAAGAAAAGGCUUAGAAUGAAAACUUGAAGAGGCCUUUUGUUUUUGACUCCCAGUGAGGAGUGAGAAAGCUUAAGAUGCUCUACUGGGAUAUAUGUAGCACUGACUAGGGUCUGCUACUUGCAGAGUUUUGAAUGUACUGUCCUUAAUUUAAUUUCCAUAAAACUGAAUGCACCUCUUUAGUAAGUUACUGAUUUAUGGUGCUAAAAACCUAUCAACCCCAUUUUUCUCUUCUCCCAAGCCCCUUACAUAUUUAAGAAAAUUUAAAAUAAAAGUAUUAGAAGCCCUUUUUAUGAAUGUAACCUGAGUUUCUGUUUGAUAUAUGACACUCCAACUUUAAAAAGUUAAGAAAUUAUUUGCCUUUUUUCUUUUAGAGUUGUUUUAUAAUCUGUAGAGUCAAUUGAAGUAUAAAGGUUAAGAAUCAGUCUUAAGACGCCUACAAAAUCUUGUAUAUUUUUAAGUGUGCUAAUUUGUAACAUAUUUUGUAAGUGUAUAUUUUUCUUAGAAAAGUGCUGUGAAGUGUCUGUAUGUGAGAGUUUUCCUUUUGUGCACCAUUAGGUGCUAAUAAAAGGAUAUUUACUUCAAAGUUUCUGGUUUUAGAAACCACAAUACAAAGAAAAAUACACUUUGUUGGAAAUUUUGUAACACAAAACAUGUUGUGAAAGAGUAUAGUGAUCUUGUGCAAAAGAAAAUGAACAUUUGUGAGCUUCUUGCUGUUUUAUAGAUUUUCUUGUAAAUUAUUCUUGUAACACCUCUGGUUUUGUUGUUCUUGUUGAAAAGGUUUUAAAUAUUUGUGACUGAGUGUAUGGUGAAACUGUCAUAAUGUUACCUAGCUGAGUUUUGUUGUUUAUGGAACAAAUAAAAAGAAAAAGUUUAAAAUACUGCUUUAGAAUUAUAUGUAUCAGAAAUCGAACCAUUUCUAAUUAAAUUCUAUGUCCCAAAUAAAAAGUUCUUCAUUGUCUAGAGCAGUGUUUCUCAAACUAUCUAUGGUGAAGUACCAAUGUUUUUUUCUCAAAUCCAUCACAGACUGAUAUUAUCAUGUAACAAAAUAAGAAUGAAUUAUUAAAGUGAAGAGGAAAAUAUAUUCAAAAUACAAGCCCUGAUGUAUUCAAUUCAACGUGUAAAAUUACUUAAAACAAAUGUAGGGGGAAAGAAAAGAAUUGCAAAACUUUGGUAUUCUGUUUGAGACAAGUCCACUGAUUAAUGUCAAAUUGCCAUAGAAGGCUCUAACCCAGUGGUUCCCAAUGUGGGGCAUAUGUUCCACAGGGGGGCAAUUUGAUUUUUAAGGGGGACAAUUCGAGAAUGAGUUAUUAACAGCAAAUUUUUUUGCAUU
Messenger RNA from Myotis daubentonii (Daubenton's bat), 11327 nucleotides. It is a transcript of the gene NEXMIF, whose product is annotated as neurite extension and migration factor. Gene Ontology annotation, cellular component: nucleus. Gene Ontology annotation, biological process: negative regulation of cell-cell adhesion mediated by cadherin; negative regulation of cell adhesion mediated by integrin; negative regulation of cell-matrix adhesion. NCBI's taxonomy places the organism in Eukaryota, Metazoa, Chordata, Mammalia, Chiroptera, Vespertilionidae. The record is from RefSeq and is a predicted model, not a curated record.